This is a messenger RNA of Coregonus sp. 'balchen', 3177 nucleotides long. NCBI's taxonomy places the organism in Eukaryota, Metazoa, Chordata, Actinopteri, Salmoniformes, Salmonidae. The record is from the annotation of a GenBank genome assembly.
AUGGGGGAGAAAGAGGAAGCCCUACCCUGGGGAGAGAGAGGGAAGCCCUACCCUGGGGGAGAGAAGAGGGAACCCCCGCCCUACCCUGGGGGAGAGGGAAGCCCUACCUGGGGGAGAGAAGAGGGGAGAGUGUGUGUGAGAGCAAGGCCAGGGGAAGAGAGAGAGGGAAGCCCUACCCUGGGGGAGAGAAGAGGGAAGCCCUACCCUGGGGGAGAGAAGAGGGAAGCCCUACCCUGGGGGAGAGAAGAGGGAGAGUCCCUGGGAGAGAAGGAAGCCGGGGGAGAGAGAGAGGGAAGCCCUACCCUGGGGGGGGAGAAGAGGGAAGCCCUACCCUGGGGGAGAGAAGAGGGAAGUACUGUGUGGAGAGAAGGGCAGGGGAGAGGAGAGGAAGUAUGGGGAGAGGAGGAAGCCAGGGGAAAAGAGAGAGGGAAGCCCUACCCUGGGGGAGAGAAGAGGGGAGAGUGUGUGUGUGAGAGAAAGGCCAGGGGAAGAGAGAGACAGAAGACUGUAGGUAUUAUUAGGAGUGUGUGUUAAUGUGUGCCUGUCGUUCAUUCCAUCAUAGCAGUCAAGGCCUCAGUCAGCCGGUGAAUAGAGACGGGCUCUGUGUGUCAGUCACUGAAUAAACAGACAGCCUGUAUAGUACACGAUGCCAGAGAGGAGAGAGACACAAGGACAUGGCUCUUACGUACAACUCUGCAGUUAUGUCGUGUGUGUGUGUGUGUGUGUGUGUUUGUUUGUUUGUGUAUUGAUAGUCUCAAUGUUUUUAGGAGCCGGAAGGGAAAGGAACAGACUCAGAGUUGUUCCCAUCCCACCUCACAGCUCCUCUCUCUCCAACAUUAGAACUCCCAGAUGGUUCUGGUUCUAGAAUUGGAACAUUCCCCUUCUGAAAGAAUCCAAGCACAUCACAAUGAGUGGUAUAAUACUAAUGAGUGAAAUCUGUCUAUUCUAAGGACAAAAUAAUCCGUUAUUUAGUUAUUAGAGAAAAGUCGUUUUUUUUGAAAUUUGGUUUUCACGUUUUUCAAAAAAUACUUUUUAUGCUGUUCGGGGGGUGGGUUUAGACGAGGGGGAGGUCGGGCGGGUGGUUAAACUGGUCUGCGGUGUGAGACGGUUGGAAAAAUAUGCCCCAAAUUUGCUUUUUAAAAGGGCGUUGGGGGCGGUUAUGGGGAGAGAGAUAAAAUUUAAUUCUUGGAACAGUCGGGGACAUUCCUGCAGUAGAUGCCAAGUGCACGCCCCCAAAACUUUAGACGUCUGUGGAAAAACUGCACAUUUUAAGUAGUUUUUGUUUUCCCCCGCACAAGGUGCACCUGGUAUGACCUGGGUUUUAAACAGUUCUUUAUAUGACCCCCGUCAGGGGGAUGGAAUCUUUUACAAAUGAUAAAAAUGCCUAACGGGAUGCAAACAAAUUUUUGCAAAUUUGAGAGAAAUAAUUUUUUUUGGGAUAGGAAAAUUUCAGAUUUUCCCAAACCCCUGUAAUGCAUUUUGUUAAAAAGCGCUUUUUAAAGGGCAAAUGAUUGUUUUGUGUAGAAUGGGAUCAGUUGGGAAAGCUUGAUAGGGGCUUGCUGGUUCUUGGAUAGCCCUAGCACCAUAGGUCCCCCUCAAGGUAGCUAAAAUUUGUGCGUAUUCGAAACUUUUACUAACGGGUUCGCGGCUGAAAUUUUGUUUCAUGCACCUUUAAAGGAAAACAAGAAAAACCUCCUUAGUGUUCCCCAUGUCCUCCGGGGGUGAAGGUAUUGACUUUCCCUCCACGGGGGGGGGAAAAAGAAGCUGUUUCUGUUGAGUGUGUUUUUUUAGGGGUGUUUCUCCCCGGGACCAACGUGUCGACUCUGAUUCUUCUCCAACUGGUGACUGUUCCUCAGACCCUCCUGUCCUCCCGGGUUCUACCGACCGUUACCGGAGCAUACCAACCUGCAGCACGAUGGCCGAUAUGGAUAGUUGGUGCACGGCGGGGACCAGGUCUAUUUGAAGUCGUCGGAAAAGAGGUCUGCUAAAGACGUAAAUAAAUUAAAUGUAACCACGGGACUCCCUCUGCCUCACCUUCUGCUCAGCGUGACCUCCCCUCUGUUUUACUCUACUCCAUGGAGUCUGCCCAGCGGAACUGCAGCCAGGCUUGACCGGCUUCCACGGGGGUGGACAUGAGACUUCUCCCGUUUGCCCUGGGGUGGACAUGCAGACUCCCCCGUGCCCGGGGGGGUAAAGACCGAGCUUUCACUGGGGGGGACAUAAACCCUCCCCCCCUGCCCUGGGUGGUAAGACCGAGCUUUCACUGGGGGGGAUGAGACCUCCCCGCCCCUGUGCCCAUUGGUGGUAAAGGGACCGAGCUUUCACUGGGGUGGACAUGCAGACUCUCCCGCUCCCCUGGUGGUCAAGCUUCAUGGGUGGACAUGCAAGACUCUCCCCCGCGGGGGCCACUGGGGUGGACAUGCAGACUCUCCCCGCUGCCCCUGUGGUGGUGAGACCGAGUUCAACAGCAGCUGCCCGGGCUGCGACCACGACCACAUCUCCCACCCCGGUCAGGAUGCCUUCCCCCCCAGGCAGCUUGGAGCAGCUGUCCCCGCUGUCUGGUCUGUCUCUGGAUCACCAGGUGGACGUAAAGGAGCUGCUGGACUCUCUGCUGCUGACUGACAUUAAGACAGAGCGUGACAUCAAACAGGAGCCGUGCCGUAUAUGGAAGACUGGGCUCAGAACUACCCUGUACCCAUUAACGGGAGCUACGUCAACAACAGCUUCCUGGUCAAACCGGGUUCCAGAUCGGGGCCUCAGGGCAGCAGCUGGGCGUGUGCAGCGACCAGACCGCCUUCACUGCCUCUCUCUCCUCCUCCUCCCUGGAUGCCCUCCUCUCAUCCCUGCUGCCCAACGCGUUCCCGAGGAGCAGGGGCGUGCACGCCACCAUGGGAGCGAGCAAAGCGGCAGCCCGCUCCAGGACUAGGGCCGUGAUGGUGAAACCAUUCCAUCACCGGCUGCGAGAGGCACAUCCACACAGGCCUGCGCAGCUUCAGCAGGAGUGACCACCUGACCACACACACGCACACUGGGGAGAAACCUUUCUCGUGUGAGGUGUGCGGGGAGCUGUUGGCGUGCAGUGAUGAGAGGAAGAGGCACGGGCGCGUGCACGUGAAGCAGCAGCUGAAAGCUGAGAUGAUGGCAGCCUAUAACCUGCCCUUCCCUGGUGGAGUCUGA